Messenger RNA from Emys orbicularis (European pond turtle), 580 nucleotides. RefSeq names its product CKLF like MARVEL transmembrane domain containing 7 (gene CMTM7). Gene Ontology annotation, cellular component: membrane. The transcript has 5 exons. The coding region runs from base 1 to 519 and encodes 172 amino acids. NCBI's taxonomy places the organism in Eukaryota, Metazoa, Chordata, Testudines, Emydidae. The record is from RefSeq and is a predicted model, not a curated record.
AUGUCUCACGGGACCCGCGUGAUCCGGACGGGCUCCAGCAGCGGGGGCCCCGGCAGCUCCUCCUGCCCGCCGCCCCCGGGGCCGGAGCCCGGGCUGCUGGACGGCGGCUACGCCCGCUCCUGCUCGGCGAUACUGAAGGUCGCCCAGAUGAUAACACUGCUGAUUGGAUUCAUCUGUGUAAAGAAUUCAGCGCGGACAAAUUAUAGUGCAUCCAUCUACUUUGAAAUUGUCACCAUGUGUGACUUGAUUAUGAUUCUUGUCUUUUAUUUUGUCUACCUUUUCAGAGCGUACAGAAUGCUCACCUGUAUUAGUUGGCCACUUGCGGAAUUUCUCCAUUAUUUAAUUGGUACGCUCCUGCUUCUCAUUGCCUCUAUUGUGGCAACAUCAAAAAGCUAUAGUUCAGCAGGACUCGUAGCUGGAGCGACGUUUGGUUUCUUAGCUACAUUCCUUUGCGCUUUGAGCAUAUGGUUAUCCUACAAGAUCUCAUGUAUUACUCAGUCAACGGAUGCAGCUGUAUGACUGUUUGGCCACUGCAAGAUGUUUGUGCCUUUCUAAAAGGGAUAUCAAAGAAGAGGGUCCA